Molecule: messenger RNA, 1538 nt
Organism: Triticum dicoccoides
Lineage: Eukaryota; Viridiplantae; Streptophyta; Magnoliopsida; Poales; Poaceae
Exons: 7
Coding region: 504-1229 (241 amino acids)
Source: RefSeq, a predicted model, not a curated record
AAAAGAGAAGAGACGGGAGGUCGGUUCCUUCUGCCUCGUACUACCGCCGUAACCCUAACCCUAACCCCUAGAGCAGAUCCAGCCAGCCGCAGUGCGAGCGUCACCGGCGUCUCCUCCGCCCCCUACCUCAAAAAAGAUAAAGCCGGAGAAACUGGAGGUAGGUUCUUUCCGCCUCGUCGUAACACCCUAAGCCAUACAUCAGAUCUAGCCCGCCGCAAUGCGAGCGUCGUCGGGAUCUCCUCCUAUCCCGACCUCGAAGGGGGAGGGUUUGAUGGAAGUUGAAUCGGAUCAAGAUCAGGAUGAUUGUGAUGUGAUGAUUGAGCCUGCCGCUGCCCUCAGGGGUCUCUAUGCGAUGAUGGUCUCAUGGUGUGACCAAUUCCUUGAUAUUGAUAUUGAUAUUGAGGAGGAAGGGGAUAGAUCCGUUCCUCCCUUGUUGAUGAUCCACUUUCCCCGUCUUUUUGAGAGAGCAUGGGGAAAUAAUCGCCUAUAUCCUCAAGCUUUAGAUGACUGGUGUCCGUAUCGUGCAUACCUCCAGAAGUUCUGCGAUCAUAAUGCUCCUCGUUAUCAUGAUCCCGAUGCCUACAAGUUGGAAGUGUAUGGAUCAGGAAAUUAGAUUGAAGUCUGAGUGGCUGUACAAGCACACCCAUGUCCCCCAUGAUGAGAUCAGUCUGAGUGACAAUAUCCAAAACUGCGCUUAUGAACUUAUCCGUUCCAACAGCGGUGAAGGAGAUUCUCCUAUUUCCAUGAUCGCUGCCACAUGUGUUGCGAAGGAGAGCGAGUUGAUCGUUGAGAGGCUGAGCUGUCAUCCCAGUCUUCUGGACCCUGAAGAAUCACCCCACGAGAGCACACAGAUACGGAUGUUUGCCUUAAGUUGCAUGAAAGGUUCUCAGGCUUGUUCUGAUGCUGCUCUUCUGGUUAAAAAAGCUGCCCUGCUGGGCAUUACAAUUGAAGCUGGCUUGAUGACUCGGAACCUGAGGGAUAAGUAUUAUGACUCCAACGUAUCCUACCUGAACAGAUUGAUCCGGCGCUUUGCCUUAGAAGUUGUAAGGCAAAAAUUUGACGGAUCUCUUGAACAUUCUGCUCAUGAUGAUUAUCGGUAUGAUUUUGUUGCUAGACUUGAAGAAGAUGCUGAGAAUCAUUGUAGGGACAGCCUUGUAAACUCUGAUCCAGCUUCUGAGGAGAAAGGAAAUGUUGCAUCAUGUGCCUCCACAUGCAGCAACGGAAACUGAGGAAUGGAUGGUGCCAUGAAGGAGAAAGGGUUAGGAAAGAUGGAUCGCGAUUUCAUUUAUGCUCCCUUCCAAUUGGUGUACUGCAUGAAGCGGACAUGCUUUUCAAGCUAUGUGUUGGGUUCAAGUUUAAUUGUGUCAAACAUACCUUUACCAAUCUAGCAUAUAUAUUUGGACCAAAUUCACCCCAAUAUUUUUGUGUUGAUACCUUUAUCCUCUCUUUCUCUUUCAUAUCUGUGGAAAUAAGAUGGGGUAGUUUUGUUUCGUGUCAACAGCUUUUACCAAUCUAGCUUAUAUAUUUUACGUCUCAAA